Molecule: messenger RNA, 1848 nt
Organism: Sinocyclocheilus grahami
Lineage: Eukaryota; Metazoa; Chordata; Actinopteri; Cypriniformes; Cyprinidae
Product: anaphase-promoting complex subunit 5-like
Exons: 10
Coding region: 232-1458 (408 amino acids)
Biological process (GO): anaphase-promoting complex-dependent catabolic process; protein K11-linked ubiquitination; positive regulation of mitotic metaphase/anaphase transition
Cellular component (GO): anaphase-promoting complex
Source: RefSeq, a predicted model, not a curated record
UGAAGUUGUACUGUAGUACAUUUACAAUGUAUUUACUUGUAAUAUUAAAUAACACCCAAAAGUUCCGAGUUCACAUUCAAUGCAAUUAAGCACGCUUCAUUUUUACAGGGGUACACACACACACAUGUGGUGUGUUUUUCUAGAUGACAAUAUAUGAGCACAUGUUUGAUUUGUGUCUGAGAUUUGACUCUAGAGCAGUUUCUGAAGAUAGUAGAGGAGUGCUGUCUUCGCAUGGUCAGUGCUGUGCAACUCAGGUUGUUUUUAAUGGCUGAUGGAGAAUUGCAGGAUAUGGAGCACUUUUUUACUAUACUGCCCGGUGCUUUCAGUGACUCAGAGGCCUUCAAAACUAGUGUUGUUGGUCUGUUCAUGCGUCAGAUGCUGCUGGCCUACAAUAACCUGUCCUUCAGUCAGGUGUAUAAGCUGUACAAGUCCCUGCAGCAGUACUGCCGUCGUGGCAAUCAGCCCGAACUGUCCGCUGAAGACAUGGAGCUGACGAGCAAUGAAGAUCCCAGCGCUGACCGCAUAGACAAAGACGAGCUGGACACAGCAUCUCUUCACCAGUCCGAACUGAGAUCUGAUGAGACCUGGGGUCCUUUAUCUCAGAAACAAGCAGAAUACUUCCUUGCACGACAGGCAUACCUCCUUAAGAACGAUGAAAACAAGGCCAUGUCACCAGCUAAGCUACAGGACGAGCUUAACAACAUUCUCAAAUUCAAUCCUGACUUUGCUGAAGCUCAUUACCUCAGCUAUCUGAACAGCAUGCGACUGCAGGAUAUCUACAUCUCCACUCACAGCCUCCUGCACUACUUUGACCGCCUCAUUCUUUCUGGUGGAGAGGGGAAGAGCAACGGAGAUGAAGGCUAUGGCCGCAGUUUGCGCUACGCUAUCUUGAAUCUGGCAACCUUGCACUGUCGCUUCGGACACUAUCAACAGGCUGAUUUGGCUCUGCAGGAAUCAAUCCGCAUUGCACAGGAAGCAAAUGACCACGUGUGUCUUCAACACUGUCUGAGUUGGCUCUACACACUGGAACAGAUGAAAGGAUCUGAAAGUGUGGUAUUAACUGAAGACUCUGUGAAAAUUGCAGCUCACUUUUGUCUCCCUUAUUUGGCAUCUCUAGGCAGUCAGUCUCUGGUCCAGCAGGGAGCAAAACAGGGCAUGCCGCCCAACAAGCUGCUGGACGCCCUGCGAGGAACCGACAUCAUGCACUGGAAGCAAAGCCUCUCUGAGCUGAUAGAAAUCAGCCUGGCACAGACCACCUCUAUAUGGAGGAUGUAUGGCAAAAGCACUAUGGCACGGCAGCAGGCUCAGCUCCUGUUGAACAUGAACAUUCUGGAUCCGGUGAACUUUAGUGAGCAGCAGAACAACACUGAGGCCUUUGCUGUCGCUCUCUGCCAUCUGGCUGAACUCCAUGCUGAGCAGGUACCUGAACUCCCACACAACUACAUGAAUGCAGAUUAGGGCUGGGCGAAAAAAUCGAUAAAACGAUAAUUAUCGCGCGAUAUAAAUUUCCUCGAUAAACGAUAACAAGAGGUCGAUAAAUUUUCGAGCAAAAGGCGGAAGGCGGAACGAAAGAGUGCAACUCAUUUGAAGUUUGUCACUCGGAUCGUUUAUCCGCUCGGAUCAAAGUUUAAACAGCGGCGUGAGCUUCACUAGAGCAGAUGCGUUACUCGCUGAUGAGUCUCAAUCAAACGGUGCAGUGAGAUCCAGUGUGAAGUGCUUGCAUUCAGUGAAGAACACAAAUAACUGUUUACAGCCAGAUGAAACAGCGCUGACAAACAGGAGAAACACUGCGCAGUGAUACAGUUAGAAGACUUUUUAAUCUACAAAUUGCCAUCAUUUACCAUAGAU